AUGCUUAUUACGUCGUUAGGCUUCUUGGAAAAGGUCGAGUCUGGGAAGGCGCAAGUUGCAGGCUCAGGAUUUGGUGGAAAAGGUCACAGAAGACAAAUACCCAGCAACGUCAUGGGAAAUGCAGACUUUCCUGGCGUACGGCGUGACCACACUACACAAGUGCCAAGUUCAUCGCUACGAGUAGCACGUAUCCCUUUUUGGUCAUUUGUGAGCUCUACAUUAUGUCCUACUACUCGCUUUCUCACAAAGUACGCAGAUCCUGCUGUGUAUCCGCACUUCGAUCUGUAUCCCGCCCGUGCGGCAAAAUUAGCAAGUCGGGAGGAGGACAUUACCAACAAUAAGCUUUUCAUUUCGAGCAGCACGUACCCCUUAUUGAGUCCAACAUUCUUCAUGCUGGCAUGGGACGACCCUAAGGCUAACCGUGGUUAUGUUCAAGUUGGCCGUGAGCGUGUCACCACUUCAAUGGAUGCGGCCGAGAUCGCUGUAUUACGCGCAAAGGCUCCAGACACCAAGGAAUCUAUGGAAAUCGGAUGUGAAAAUCAUCCUACGUUCAGUAAUAAGUGGCCUCAGGAAACUGAAGUACCUAGAUUUAAGCAGACGAUGCUCCACUUUUUCCAGACUUUCCACGAAGUGCACACUAUGGUCAUGAAAUCGAUUGCGUUGGGUCUUGACCUUCCUGAGGAUUUCUUCGACAAUAAGAUCGAUCAUUACGGAACUUUGACACUCUUGUUCCAGGAUUCCAUUGGCGGUUUAGAGGUCCAGAACCCUCAUACUAAGCAUUAUCAACCUGCUUCACCCAUCCCUGGAACAAUUGUUGUAAACGCUGGGGACCUUUUGGCGCGCUGGAGUAACGAUGUUCUCCGUUCAACUCUCCAUCGCGUAGUUGCCCCGCCUGCAACGAAGAUCAACGCUACCGAAGGCAUGACGCCCGCACGGCAAUCAAUUGCAUUCUUCUGCAACCCGAAUUUUGACGCUAUCAUCGAGAGUUUGCCCACUUGCACGAGCACAUCCAAUCCAAGCAGAUAUCCUCCACUUACUACGGAGCAAUACAUUGUAGGACGUUUGGCAACUACUUACUCAUGAAAUACGCUCAGACACGAAAUUCUGACGGUCAAGUAUCGUAUAUUAUUUAUAGUGCAAGCAACGACAUACAUUACGAUUCGUAUGCAGGGUGGUGUCCAGAUGACCGAGUAUGUAUGCAAGAAAGCAUCGUUCGGUCCACAGUUCAUGGAUAAGAGCAUGUAUACGACAUGAAGUGGGUGAAAUGCAAGAUGGUGCAAUCGAUA
This is a messenger RNA of Suillus fuscotomentosus, 1286 nucleotides long. RefSeq lists its product as uncharacterized. The record is from RefSeq and is a predicted model, not a curated record. The transcript has 7 exons. Lineage: Eukaryota; Fungi; Basidiomycota; Agaricomycetes; Boletales; Suillaceae. Gene Ontology annotation, molecular function: dioxygenase activity. Bases 1 to 1083 code for a protein of 360 amino acids.